Messenger RNA from Acanthisitta chloris (rifleman), 444 nucleotides. RefSeq names its product proprotein convertase subtilisin/kexin type 5-like. Gene Ontology annotation, cellular component: trans-Golgi network; Golgi membrane. NCBI's taxonomy places the organism in Eukaryota, Metazoa, Chordata, Aves, Passeriformes, Acanthisittidae. The record is from RefSeq and is a predicted model, not a curated record. The transcript is spliced from 3 exons. Gene Ontology annotation, molecular function: serine-type endopeptidase activity. Gene Ontology annotation, biological process: peptide hormone processing. The annotation marks the transcript as partial.
UGAGCCACCUCUAUGGAUUUGGACUGAUGGAUGCUGAAGCAAUGGUGAUAGAAGCAGAAAAGUGGACAACGGUCCCUCCACAGCAUGUGUGUGUGGAGAACACAGAUCGGCAAAUCAAAACAAUACGGCCUGACAGCAUUGUCCGUUCAAUUUACAAAGCUACUGGCUGUUCCGAUAAUCCUAACCACCAUGUGAUCUACUUGGAGCAUGUCAUUGUGCGCAUCACUAUUACUCACCCUCGACGUGGAGACUUGGCGAUUUACCUAACCUCUCCUUCUGGAACGAGGUCACAGCUUUUGGCCAACAGGCUUUUUGAUCAUUCCAUGGAAGGAUUCAAAAACUGGGAGUUUAUGACUACUCACUGUUGGAGUGAAAAAGCAGCAGGUGACUGGAUCUUGGAAAUCUGUGAUACUCCAUCUCAGCUGAGAAAUUUCAAGACUCCAG